GCGCGCUGCCACAGUAUGGGAUCUUUGUGAAUCGUAAACACAUCGCAUCAACAAAGUUAUUGAACAGAGAUAAGAGAAUGGCAGCAGAUUCCAGUGACAAAAAAGAGGCUGAAUCCUCUGCCUCCAAGGACCGGGAGAGGAAACGCAGUAGGUCCAGAGAUCGGGACAGAGACCGAAAAGGGUCACCGUCACGAAAGAGGCAUCGUUCACGUGAGCGAAACAGGUCCAAAUCUGCAGAGAGAGAUCGGCGAGCAAAAGACAAAGACAGAGAUAAGGAUCGUGACAGAGAAAAGGACAGAGACAGAAGUCGUAAAGACAGAGAUGGCCAUCGACGAGACAAAGAUCGCAAAAAGUCCAGAAGUCCAUCUCCUAGAUCUAAAGAUGCCAAAGUUAAGAAGGAAAAAGAGAUAAAGACAGAGGAGGAAGAAGAGGAUACAAAGAAGAAAGAGAAGGUCCAACCACUUUCUUUAGAGGAGCUUCUGGCAAAGAAAAAGGCAGAAGAGGAAGCAGAAUCUAAGCCCAAGUUCUUGUCUAAAGCCGAGCGAGAGGCUGAGGCGAUAAAACGUCGGGAGCAACAGACGGAAGAAAGAAAAAGGAUGAUUGAUGAGGAAAGAAAGAAGAGAAGGGUUUUUCAGGAUAUGGGACGGAAAAUGCUGGAGGAUCCUCAGGAGAGAGAGAGACGAGAAAGGAGAGAGCGCAUGGAGCGAGAAAAUAACGGAAAUGAAGAAGAUGACGGACGACAGAAGCUCAGAGAAGAAAAGGACAAAGGCAAAGAACUAGUGGCCAUUAAGGAACGUUACCUCGGCGGAAUGAAAAAACGUAGAAGAACUCGCCACUUAAAUGAUAGAAAGUUUGUGUUUGAAUGGGAUGCUUCUGAGGACACUUCUGUAGAUUACAAUCCAAUUUACAAAGAAAAGCAUCAGGUUCAGUUGUAUGGACGAGGAUUCAUCGCUGGCAUCGACUUGAAGCAACAGAAGAGAGAGCAGUCACGUUUCUAUGGUGAUUUGAUGGAAAAGAGACGCACAACAGAAGAGAAAGAGCAAGAGGAGACAAGGUUGAAGAAGAUGCGUAAGAAGGAGGCCAAGCAGCGCUGGGACGACAGACACUGGUCUCAGAAGAAACUUGAUGAAAUGACAGACAGAGACUGGAGAAUCUUCCGAGAAGACUACAGCAUCACCACCAAAGGAGGCAAGAUCCCCAACCCCAUUCGCACAUGGAAAGAGUACGCCCUGCCUGCUCACAUCUUGGAGGUCAUCGACAAAUGCGGAUACAAGGAUCCAACACCCAUUCAGAGGCAGGCCAUUCCCAUUGGACUCCAGAACAGAGACAUCAUCGGUGUGGCUGAGACUGGCAGUGGUAAAACUGCUGCGUUCCUCAUUCCUCUACUUGUCUGGAUCACGACUCUGCCCAAAAUCGACAGGAUUGAAGACUCUGAUCAGGGCCCUUAUGCUGUGAUUCUGGCCCCCACUCGUGAGUUGGCUCAGCAGAUCGAAGAAGAGACCAUCAAGUUUGGGAAACCUCUGGGGAUCCGGACAGUGGCCGUUAUUGGAGGUAUCUCUAGAGAGGACCAGGGCUUCAAACUCAGGAUGGGCUGUGAGAUUGUAAUUGCUACUCCUGGUCGUCUCAUUGAUGUUUUGGAAAACCGUUACCUAGUCCUGAGCAGAUGCACAUAUGUGGUCCUUGACGAGGCAGACAGAAUGAUUGACAUGGGCUUUGAGCCCGACGUCCAGAAGAUUCUAGAGUAUAUCCCAGUGACCAAUCAGAAACCAGACACAGACGAAGCUGAGGACCCUGAGAAGAUGAUGGCCAACUUUGAGUCUGGGAAACAUAAAUACAGACAGACUGUGAUGUUCACAGCCACCAUGCCUCCAGCUGUGGAGAGGUUAGCGCGAAGUUAUCUACGGCGCCCUGCUGUGGUUUACAUUGGAUCUGCAGGCAAACCCCAUGAGAGAGUGGAACAGAAGGUCCUGCUUAUGGGAGAGGGAGAGAAAAGGAAGAAAUUGUUGGAAGUUUUGUCUCACGGUUUCGAGCCUCCAAUCAUUAUUUUCGUCAAUCAGAAGAAAGGUUGCGAUGUGUUGGCUAAAUCUCUGGAGAAGAUGGGGUACAAUGCGUGUACAUUGCACGGUGGAAAGGGCCAGGAGCAGAGAGAGUUUGCUCUGUCUAACCUCAAAGCUGGAGCCAAAGACAUCCUGGUGGCCACAGAUGUCGCUGGUCGUGGUAUCGACAUCCACGACGUGUCAAUGGUCAUCAACUACGACAUGGCCAAGAACAUAGAAGAUUACAUCCAUCGUAUUGGUCGUACCGGUCGUGCCGGUAAGAGCGGCAUUGCCAUGACGUUCCUUACCAAAGAAGAUUCCGCAGUUUUCUACGAUCUCAAACAGGCCAUUUUGGAGAGUCCAGUUUCCACGUGCCCCCCCGAGCUCGCCAACCACCCCGAUGCCCAGCACAAACCAGGCACCAUUCUCACGAAGAAGAGGCGAGAGGAGACCAUAUUUGCAUAACCUCCUUCUGUUUUUUUUAUUUUUUAUGUGGAUACAUUUCCACAUCAUUGUGUUGGUUCAGGGCUUGACUUUAAAGGUGCUCUAUGUAACUUCACUAGUGAGGGGGUCCAUUAACUGAUUGUCUAUAUGGUGAUGUAUUGCUUUGCUUGGAAUGUUUCAGAGUAUGGCAUUAAGCAUAUCUAGUUAACAUUUAUUCAAUGACAGGUAUUUUUAUUGGUCAAAAUAUUCACUAAAAAUAUGCAUUGUUACUGUUAGCGGGGUUGCCUCUCUGUAGAUCUAAACAGUAACUUGGUUUAAUGGUAUACUUUGGAGUAUUCUAGCUAAAACAAUAAACUCCAUGGAGACAAGUAUGGAGCUGACCCUCCACCAGAAAAGUUGCGUGGUGGCUCUUUAAAGAGUAUGAGCCCCAUCGGCCCUUUUUGUGUAAAUGACUUAAAAUUGCAGACUUUUCAUUUUUAAACACACUAUUUUGUCAAUGUUCAAAAUGUGAAGUUGCUUAAAAGUGGUAAUGAUUUUGAGUCAUUUUUUUUGUUUGUUUGAGACCAAUACAAAAUGAUACAUCUUUUGUACUAUAUGGAGCUCAACAGAUCUAACCACCCCCCAGGAUGAACUCCGCUUUAGGCUAACCAGCUGUGUGGUAACUAAUGACCAUAAGACACAUCAUUUCAUUGUCAAUAUAUAUUUGAAACUUUAUAAAUCUCAAACAUAUAAAAACAUUUAGCUUCACUUUAGUUUUCAAAUAUGUUUUUACAGAUAGCUGUUUAGCCUCCUUUUAAAACCCUUAAUAUUGAAUUUUUUUUAUAGAGAAAAUUAAUGGGAAAUGUAUUAGAGGAACCGCACAGGACUUCAAAAUGGGUGAAACUGUUGUGCUCAUUUGGUAAAUACAUAAAAAAAACAAAAAACUUGACUAUUCCAUAUGUACACAUUACUGACUAAAAAGUGAAAAGUGUUUUGCUGGUGAAUAAUAAACACAAAAAACCCAACAAUUAAAAGUACAUAAAAUG
Molecule: messenger RNA, 3505 nt
Organism: Periophthalmus magnuspinnatus
Lineage: Eukaryota; Metazoa; Chordata; Actinopteri; Gobiiformes; Gobiidae
Gene: ddx23
Product: DEAD (Asp-Glu-Ala-Asp) box polypeptide 23
Exons: 17
Coding region: 78-2501 (807 amino acids)
Biological process (GO): mRNA splicing, via spliceosome
Cellular component (GO): catalytic step 2 spliceosome
Molecular function (GO): RNA binding; RNA helicase activity; ATP binding
Source: RefSeq, a predicted model, not a curated record